Molecule: messenger RNA, 935 nt
Organism: Zingiber officinale
Lineage: Eukaryota; Viridiplantae; Streptophyta; Magnoliopsida; Zingiberales; Zingiberaceae
Product: trigger factor-like
Exons: 9
Coding region: 99-755 (218 amino acids)
Biological process (GO): 'de novo' cotranslational protein folding; protein unfolding; protein transport
Molecular function (GO): peptidyl-prolyl cis-trans isomerase activity; ribosome binding; protein folding chaperone
Source: RefSeq, a predicted model, not a curated record
ACGUUGCGCCCUUAAACGACUCCAGCGGAACUCCACAAGAGCGAUAGCUGAUAGGGUUUGGGCUUUGGUUUCCGGCGGAGGAAGAAGAAAAGCUCGAAAUGGAGUUAGCUGUUCAAACCCUCUUCAUCGGGCACAAUCCUCAGGCGAUUCUUCAAAAGCAGAGAAAGGUUUUCUGUUCUAGAUUACUGACUUCACCGAGAACCAGAAUAUGUGCUUCGGUUAGCCUGAAACGUGUUGCUUCAGAAAAUUUUAGAAGGAUUGGUUGCAGAAUUCCCAAUGCAAUACUAGCAAUAUCCUCAGAUUUAGGUAAUAUUGGUGAAUCAUUGGCUACAUUUGAGGAUUUCACUGUUACAACUACAAACAUGGGUGACCGAGAGAUAAAGAUCAGAGUUGAUGCAUCUGGUGCUAGAACUCAGGCGAAUUUUGAUAAUGCCUUCUCAAAGUUAGUUGCUGCUGCACAACCAAUUCCUGGUUUUCGGAGAGUGAAAGGAGGGAAGACUCCUGAUAUACCAAAAGAUGUUCUCUUGCACAUCAUCGGCCCUUCAAAAGUUUACAAACAGUCUAUCAAGAAAUUGAUCAACACAACUGUUGCUGAAUUUGUUGAAAAGAAAAGUUUGAAAGUCACAAAAGAUCUGAGAGUUGAACAAAGCUUCGAGGAGCUUGAGUCAAAAUUCCAACCAGGAGACGACUUUGGAUUUGAUGCAACUUUACAGUUUCAAGGACUGCGGACUGAGAGCAUUGGUGCUAGUCUCUAGAUCUAUCAACAACCGAGGAAGACUAUAUUAUGGAUGUAAGCAGCAUGGAUUGUUAAAGUGGGUGAGGUAUGAUACUGGAAUAAAUGAAGACACUAGUGAUAUACAUUUUAGAAUGUUGCCAAGAGUGGAGUCAAGGGUUCGAUGUGAACACAUUGCUUAUCUUGGACAUAAUAUAGGAAA